AUGUCGUCCAAAUUAAUGUCUAUGAAGUUUAUGCAAAAAGCUCGGGGAAUAGAUCCAAGACAAACAGAGGAGCAAUUGUCUAAGCCCAUUGUGACGGAUGAACAUUGGUCAUUAAGGAAAACUGCUGAUGCUCCUUCCAAUAAAAAUUCUUGUAAAUUCGAGUAUGAGUCCAGUUAUGGAAGCUUAAUAUCGAAACCCGAGAAUAAUGGUGACACUCAAGAGACAGAAGGCCCUGCCGUUGCUGGAAGGGCUAGUUUUGGAUUAUUCAAUAAAGAAUUGGAAGGAAAUCAAAAAGACUCUGUUGAAAAUGAAGAGAAUGAAGAAGAAGAGUCUGAUGCUCCUUACAAAAUGGAGGGCUUAGAGACCACUGAGCGUGAAAGACGUAAUCAAGAAAGACUUUCCAAUUUGGUUCGAGGAAAAGGAAAUAGUCAAGCAAAAUCUAAGAACGAUAGCCACAAGAAACGAACGGCGACGGAUAUGGAUCGCGAUAUUAUAUCUUUAGAUACUGAAAAGAGUGAGGCUACUCCGAAACCCAAGAAGAGGAAAAACAAAAACAAGAAAAAGAAAACAUGA
Messenger RNA from Schizosaccharomyces octosporus yFS286, 573 nucleotides. RefSeq names its product M-phase phosphoprotein 6 family protein. The coding region runs from base 1 to 573 and encodes 190 amino acids. The record is from RefSeq and is a predicted model, not a curated record. NCBI's taxonomy places the organism in Eukaryota, Fungi, Ascomycota, Schizosaccharomycetes, Schizosaccharomycetales, Schizosaccharomycetaceae. Gene Ontology annotation, biological process: maturation of 5.8S rRNA. The transcript has 2 exons.